AAGCUCAUCUCGUCAGUACCGUCCCGGCAUUCGCGCGUGAUGGAUUGGCUAACGAUCGUUCUACUGUCGAUUCUGGCCCUCGUGGCCACCUACGAAGUCUAUCUCCGUCUGCUGCCGAGCAAUCGAGCUGCCAAGCAGUUCCCCGGGCCUCGUCGAUUGCCCGUGCUCGGGAAUGCCCUGAGCUUGCUGUUCAACGACCAGGUCAGCACCUUCCUGCUACCACGCCGUUGGGCUCAGCAAUACAACGCCUCGUACAGGAUCGUCGUCCGCGGUGGAUUCAUCGUCAACGCAAUUCGAGCUCGGGAAACCGAAGCUCUGCUAUCCAGCACGAAGCUGAUCGACAAGAGUCUGAUCUACAAGUUCCUUUAUCCGUUUAUGGGCGUUGGACUGCUGAACAGUACCGGCCAGAAGUGGUUCCACCGGAGGAAGAUCCUAACGGCAGCGUUCCACUUCAACAUCUUGCCGAAGUUCCUGGUCACUUUCCAGGAGGAAUGCGACAAACUGCUGCGCAAGUUGGACGCGGAUGCCGGCCAAGGCAACACGACUACCCUGCAGUCGCUGGCGGCACGCUUCACGUUGAACACAAUUUGCGAAACGGCCAUGGGGGUAAAACUGGAUUCGAUGUCGAUGGCUGACGAGUAUCGGGCCAAGAUUCAGGAGGUGGUUAAGUUGCUGCUUCUGCGCGUCAUGAAUCCCUGGUUGGUCGAGGACUUCACCUACCGGAUAUUCGGCUUCAAAGCCCGACUGGACAAGAUCCUCAAACCAAUACAUGCCUUCACCAGGAGCAUCAUCAAACAGCGAAGGGAGCUGUUUCAUGCGAACGUGAAGAAUUUGGAUGACUUUUCCGAAGAGAACAUCUACCUGAACACCAAUCAACGAUACGCCUUGCUGGACACUUUGUUGGCGAGUGAAGCGAAGGAUCAAAUCGACGAGGAAGGCAUUCGGGAAGAGGUGGAUACGUUCAUGUUCGAAGGUCACGAUACGACGGCUUCGGCGUUCACGUUCAUCUUUCUCGUAAUCGCUAACCACCAGAACGCCCAGCAGCAGCUGUUCGAGGAAAUUGAAGCGAUGAUCGAGAGUAGAGUUGACCCUCGCGAUUCGCCAUUCGACAUCAAAGAUUACAACGAUCUCAAGUACAUGGAUCGAGUGAUCAAGGAGUGUCUACGGCUAUAUCCGCCCGUACCGUUCAUAAGCCGAGCGGUAGUGGACGAUGCAUGGUUCGGCGACCGGUUCAUCCCGAAGGAUUCGAUGGCUAAUGUGCACAUUUACGAUCUCCAUCGGGAUCCGGAGCAGUUUCCCGAUCCGGAGCGGUUCGACCCGGAUCGGUUUCUGCCGGAGCAGGUGGAACGGAGGAACCCGUAUGCGUACGUGCCGUUCAGUGCCGGGCCGAGGAAUUGUAUCGGCCAGCGUUUCGCCAUGCUCGAGCUGAAAGCGAUCCUCACCGCAGUGCUGCGGGAGUUCCGCGUUCUUCCGGUCACCAAACGCGAGGAGGUGGUCUUCGUCGCCGAUAUGGUCCUCCGGGCGAGGGACCCCAUCAAAGUAAAAUUCGAACGACGCUCUGCGCAAUAACCAUGGACACAUUUCUCAGCUUUUCUAACGACAAAAUCGACUGAGCUCUAUGUUUUAAUCGUAGGUUUAAUACAUACUGUUUAAGAACUCCAUCAUGAUAUUGAAUGAAAUAUUAAUAUGAAUAAAUGAUCUAUUUUCCACUUA
Ochlerotatus camptorhynchus is the source of this 1713-nucleotide messenger RNA. Its product is annotated as probable cytochrome P450 4ac1. Bases 40 to 1569 code for a protein of 509 amino acids. NCBI's taxonomy places the organism in Eukaryota, Metazoa, Arthropoda, Insecta, Diptera, Culicidae. The transcript is spliced from 3 exons. The record is from RefSeq and is a predicted model, not a curated record. Gene Ontology annotation, molecular function: monooxygenase activity; oxidoreductase activity, acting on paired donors, with incorporation or reduction of molecular oxygen; iron ion binding.